CCCACUUAUAUACACUGUAGUACUAUAUCAGACAACCACACCCACCCGCUUAUAUACACUGUAGUGCUAUUUUGUGUACCCAGAUACACCCACUGUAUCACUAUCACCAUGAGUACCAAAGAAUCAUCUCUUAGCACCAAAAUCCACCAAAUAUUCAGACGGUACAAAGUGGCCAUAUUGCAAAGCUGUUCCCCAAUUCCAGUGCUAAUGGUUGGACUUAUGCUGCUUUUUAACUUGUUUGUAAUCUCUAACAUAAGUCAUGAUUCUUGGAGUGCCCAAAGGAAGAGCCAUUUGCCAACCCACAAAACGGGAAUAUCACAGCACCAAACUUGGAAACCAAACAUGCAAGACGAUAAGGAUAUCAAGACAAAUGUAUUCAGCGCAGGAAGGGCCAACAAGGCUCCUAGUUUUUUCACAAAAAUUAACAAUCUGGUUCUUGUAGAAGGUUUAUCUGUUGAGAAUCAAGACAGACACAUAGAAAACAGGGUAAAUGCACAGUCAAUUGUAUAUAACAAUGGAAAGAUGGCACGCAAACAUAGAAUUAUUGGCCCAAACUAUUAUGAUUAUGAUGAUCCUGACUUAGAGCAAGGAGCCGGAAAUAGACAAGGUGAGAUUGAAAGUUCAAGUAAAGGCCAGGCAUGGCUGAAGUGUAAGGAGAAUCCGAACAUAUGUCCUCAAGAAUUCCAAAAAUGGUACAAAUCUAUGACGCCUCUAUGUGGAGUGAACUUCAUUGCCUUUGACAGAAACUUUGCCUUAUGUCAGAACAUCACUCUCAAUCGACAGAAAGCUAUUGGACAAAAAGGAGGAGAAAGUAUCACAGAAGUGUUAAAUCAGAAGGAGGCUGUAGAGUUUUACAAGUACAAGUUUGGAUUUUAUCAUGUCAGGAACUGCCAAAAAACACCCAAGUAUGUGUUUACUAAAUACCACGGAAAGGGUCACCUCAAGGAUUGGAUAGAAUCAGUGUCAAUCAAAAAAAAUCAUCCCAAUCCACAGCUGACAACAGUCAAUAAGAAUUUCACCAUAGCUGUGACGAGGUACGAAUAUGUUAACUGGUACCAUUCAAUGACAGACUUCUACAAUGCAUUCCUAAUGAUGAAAUUCUUUAGAAAACAACCUGAUGAGAUCAGUGUGUUACUAAUUGAUGCUCAUCCUCAAGGUAACCUGGAUGAGGUUUGGGUGACAUUGUUUGGUAAUUCUAAACGGCUGAGUGAGACGGACAGAUUGGUGACCUACAGAGAAAUGGUCUGGAAUCCUAUGGGUUAUAACAGCAUGAUGAAUCAACAUGUACGCAAAACAAUCCCACUUAUUGAUGAGUUCAGAGAGUUUUUUCUUCAGAGAUAUCACGUGUCUACAAGCAAAAAUCUCAACUGUGACAAACUUGACGUUCUGUUCAUAUGGCGUCAUGACUACGUAGCUCACCCACGCAACCCGUCAGGGUCCAUCCUGCGUAAAAUUUAUAAUGAAGAUGAGAUCAUUUCUGCAGUGAAGUCAGAGUUCCCAGCCUUCAAUGUCCAGGGAAUACAGAUGGACCAGUUAAAACUGAAAGACCAGCUUGAACUCGUAGCUAAGACAGACAUACUCGUAGGAAUGCACGGCGCAGGGUUAACCCACACGCUGUUCCUGCCAAAACAUGGAGGCCUCAUUGAAAUAUUUCCACAAUAUUCAAAUGUGAUGGGACAUUUUAGAUCUCUGAGUAAUUGGAGAGGCAUCCAUUAUGCAUUCUGGAAAAACAGUGAUGUAACUCUGGAACAUCGAAAUCAUUUCACAGAGAUACCAACUGCUGUGGUUAUUAAACAGAUUCAGGACAUGGCUAAAAGAAUAGCUACUAACAGCUGCUGACAUCUGUCAGUGAAGUGCUGAUGAUACUAACAGCUGCUGACAUCUAUCAGUGAAGUGCUGAUGAUACUAUUAAACUGGUUUCUUAUAUCUGCUAGAAACCUUAAGCUAAUUAUACUUUUGUGGUGAAAAAUUUGAGGAUAAAUAUCAAUCAACAAUGCAACAUGAUUUUAUAUAUAUAUAUUUAUAUUUUUUUUGUUUGUUUGUUUGUUUUUCUUUGCAGUUCUGCUUUAAAUGUAUCAUUUUAUGUUGAUAAAAACAUUAUUUCAUUAUUUUUAUUAUAAAAAUGGGUAAACAAACCAAUUAGGGUGCUGCUUAUUUGCAAACUUCUUUGAAAAUUAUCAAAAUAUACAACAAUUUUUUUUUUAGUCUUUAUAAAUUAUCCAUUCUGAUAUUCUUAUUCAUGCACUGCAAGAAUUUUUUUAAACAUAAUUUCACUCAUUUUGAUCUGGACCAAUUUCAGAACAUAUUUGAUUUAAUUCACACACAUUCCAGCACUUGGUUAGACAAAACAUGGUGAGAAGUAAAAGGGGAAUUGUACAGCUGUUUAGAAGUAGUCCUAGUGACUAAAUGACAAGGCAUCAGUGCAAUAAAUGAUACUAAGUUCUUUCUCUUGUUUUUAUAAUUUAAUAGAUAGACAAUAUUGAUAUGAAUUUCUCUACACUUUGUCAAAAAAGUGUUUUGCAGCUUUGUUAAAUGUCAAGUUAUAGUUAUCUUUAAGCCACUUUUUUUCAGCGGAAGUUCAAAUUCACAGUGCCACUGCAAAGUA
Molecule: messenger RNA, 2605 nt
Organism: Lingula anatina
Lineage: Eukaryota; Metazoa; Brachiopoda; Lingulata; Lingulida; Lingulidae
Molecular function (GO): glycosyltransferase activity
Source: RefSeq, a predicted model, not a curated record